Messenger RNA from Caenorhabditis elegans, 1101 nucleotides. It is a transcript of the gene F59A3.12, whose product is annotated as MIF4G domain-containing protein. The record is from RefSeq and is marked reviewed. The transcript has 7 exons. Bases 19 to 903 code for a protein of 294 amino acids. NCBI's taxonomy places the organism in Eukaryota, Metazoa, Nematoda, Chromadorea, Rhabditida, Rhabditidae.
GUUUUGCAGAAAGAGAAAAUGAGUCAAGUUACAUCAGAGGAUCAAGACGAUCUAUUCCUAAAAGAUCUACAAAACGGAUGGGAAUCGGUUCCCACUGGAAAUUCAUCUAAUAACCAUUGUUUUGACAAAAUGUACGACUUGUAUGGUGUUGGAGGUGUCAAAAACGUGCUUUGUCUUCGACUUUUCGCCUCAUCCCUCUAUGAAAUUUCCAAUGGAAGUAAGGAUGCCCAAAAAUUGAUGAUAACUAUCUUCGGUGAUCGUCUAGUUCAGAAAAUCGCCCAUUCCGAUUUGAAAAUUUACGAAUCCAUCAGAGAGACUGUACAAUAUAUCGCUUGGAAAAUCCGAAAAUGCCAAAUUUUAAUUUUCCGCCGUACAAGUGAAAACCAUGGAUGGCAAAGUGUUCGAGACAUUCUGAUCAAGAUUCUUGGUAACGGAGAUAGUGCUCGAGAUGAUUUGAUUGCUGGAAUGUCCUCCAUGAUUCUUCGCGACAUUUAUCACUGCCACGUUACGGAAACAAGCUUCUUGGAAGAAGGAUCACUUUUAUCAAAGAAUUGCUUCAAAUAUGUCUUUCGUGUUGCUUUCCUUCUUUUCAAUGACUCAAUCGGCGAAUAUAUUCUUGGUCGGAAGGAGAAGUUGUGCUAUGAAAUGCUCGCUUCUCGAUUGGUUUACUUUUAUACUCGACUGGCUGCUGACACUUGGAGAAUUCUUGUUGUUCGCAAUGGACCGAAAGUAGAGACGGAGUGGUACAUGAUGCGUGGCGUACAGUUGCGAGAUGAGAUCCCGGCAAGUUCGAAUCAAGACUCCAAACUGACCCAGCUCCAAAAAAACAACAACAAUGACCCAAUCAGUCAACAGAGACCUCAACUCAGCUUUGGAACUCAGAAAACUAUUCAAAGAGCCUAACUUUCAUUUUAUGUAUUUGUUUCGUGUGUUCUACUAGUGUUCCUUCUUACAUAUCAGAUGUUGUAUUUAUAAUCUAUAUCUGCACCAUUCUAUUUCCUAUCCCAUUCUACUUGUGUCCUGUUCUCUGGUCUCAAAAUGAUCACUAUGAGAUCUCUUUUCCAUAAGUGUUAAAAGCGUGCCAUAAUGAACUGUUUUAUU